Lathyrus oleraceus (garden pea) is the source of this 576-nucleotide messenger RNA. RefSeq lists its product as uncharacterized. The transcript is spliced from 2 exons. The record is from RefSeq and is a predicted model, not a curated record. Bases 1 to 576 code for a protein of 191 amino acids. NCBI's taxonomy places the organism in Eukaryota, Viridiplantae, Streptophyta, Magnoliopsida, Fabales, Fabaceae.
AUGAGAACAGACAUUGACUCCAUGCAGGAAAAGAUGGAUCGCUUGCUGGAAACCAUGUUGCUCCUAGCCCAUAAGGAGAAGGAUGCAGAGACUAUCGCCGAAGCCAGGAAAGUUGCUGCUCAGUUUGGAUCACCAUCGCUUAGUAUCCCUGGAGUAACUGAACCUGAUGGUAACCCUGCCCAGCCUAGAGGAGGACCGAUCCCUAUUCCUGUUCCCAUGGUCAACAUGAACCCCCAUGAGCAUCCUGCUACAUCUGCUCAACAUGGAUCCAUGAUGGGUGAUGAAGAUCCUUAUGACGUUUUCUUCAUGCCACAACCCGUCAAACCUGUUGUUGGAGGUCUCCUAAACCCUGCUGUUGAGAGACUCCAUGCUCUAGAAGAGAAGUUUAAGUCCUUGGAGGUUCACACUACUCCCGGUUUGGACGUUGUUGACAUGUGCUUGGUACCAGGCCUCGUGAUUCUGCAGAAAUUCAAAGUCCCAGACUUUGACAAGUACAAGGGGAUCUACUGCCCUAUGACUCAUCUCAGAGCCUACUGUUGCAAGAUGGCUGCCCACAUCAGACAUGACUCAACGUAA